This is a messenger RNA of Oryza brachyantha (malo sina), 654 nucleotides long. RefSeq lists its product as uncharacterized. NCBI's taxonomy places the organism in Eukaryota, Viridiplantae, Streptophyta, Magnoliopsida, Poales, Poaceae. The record is from RefSeq and is a predicted model, not a curated record. The transcript has 2 exons. The coding region runs from base 102 to 458 and encodes 118 amino acids.
CUGGCUGGCUCGGCCUCUUCUCUUUCGCUUCGCGGACCCCCCAAACCCUAGCUCGAGCGCUCCCCUUCUCGGCGGCGGCGGCGGCGGGUGGCGUGAGCGCGAUGGCGAAGUCGCUGCGGUCGAAGCGGGAGAAGCGGCUGCGCACGCUGCGGCGGGAGAUCUCGCAGCCCUUCUACGACAAGAAGGAGGCGGCCAAGCUCGCCGCGCAGGCCGCCGCGCUCGAGGCGCCCAAGGUCCCGGUCCGCGCGCCGCCUCCGUCCCAGGAUUCCGGCAGCUCCCGCGCCGCCGCGAGCUCGGCGGUCGCCAUGGAUGUGGAGAUGGCGGACGAAGGAAAUAACAGAUCCAAGUCCUUGUUGAAGCCGAUUGGCAGCAUUAGCAAGAAGAAAGUACAACUCCACUUGAAGAUCAAGAAAGACAAGAGAAAAGCUAGGAAGAAGGGGAGAUUCAGUAAAAAGUAGGUGCCACAGCUUCUAUGUUAUGAACCAUGCAAUUUUGGUUAGUUUGAACAAUGCAUGUAAUGGACAAUCUCGUGUGUUGUUGUGCACCUAAGUGCUAAUCAUCCACUCUGGAUGUAUACGUAUUGAAACCAGCGAAAGCAGUGACGUCCCCAUUGAGCAGUUUCAUCCAUAUAUUACUAGUAAUUCUUUUCAUUCA